This is a messenger RNA of Colletotrichum graminicola M1.001, 342 nucleotides long. Its product is annotated as ribosomal protein S14p/S29e. The transcript has 3 exons. The record is from RefSeq and is a predicted model, not a curated record. Gene Ontology annotation, molecular function: structural constituent of ribosome. Lineage: Eukaryota; Fungi; Ascomycota; Sordariomycetes; Glomerellales; Glomerellaceae. The coding region runs from base 1 to 342 and encodes 113 amino acids. Gene Ontology annotation, cellular component: ribosome; mitochondrial small ribosomal subunit. Gene Ontology annotation, biological process: translation.
AUGUCAAUGUUCCGCGCCAAGAAGCUCGACCUGGGCUGUUUCAUCAACAUCCGGACGAUUCGUGACCACACGAAGCGCCAGGUCUUCAUGGAGCACGAACCCGAGAGACAAGCUCUCCGCUACAUCAUCCGGAACACGACGCUCCCUCCGCGUGUGCGCGCCGAGGCGCAGCUCCAGCUGGGCCAGAUGCACUGCUACACCCGGCCGACGCAGAUCCGCAACCGCUGCGUCAUGGGCGGCAAGUCCAGGGGUGUUUUCCGCGAAUUCAAGAUGUCGAGGUUCAACUUCCGUAUGCAAGCGUACGAGGGUAACCUGCCCGGUGUCAAGAAGGCCAGUUGGUAA